Messenger RNA from Solea senegalensis (Senegalese sole), 3777 nucleotides. It is a transcript of the gene usp25, whose product is annotated as ubiquitin specific peptidase 25. The transcript has 26 exons. The coding region runs from base 166 to 3717 and encodes 1183 amino acids. Gene Ontology annotation, cellular component: cytosol; nucleus. The record is from RefSeq and is a predicted model, not a curated record. Gene Ontology annotation, molecular function: cysteine-type deubiquitinase activity; protein binding; cysteine-type endopeptidase activity. Lineage: Eukaryota; Metazoa; Chordata; Actinopteri; Pleuronectiformes; Soleidae. Gene Ontology annotation, biological process: protein deubiquitination; regulation of protein stability.
UGCCUGCUGACGCUCUGGGAUAGUCACUCUGCUAUGGCGCCCAUGAUGUCGCUGGUGAAGGAGGGGACAUCAUAGCAUUGUGUUAAAAUUCGCGUCGCUGUGAACUACUCUGUGCGUUUUUCUACCCUGGAUUAAUUUAAUUACAUUUUUAUUUGUGAACCGGCCAUGACCGUGGAGCAGAAUGUCCUCCAGCAGCAUUCACAGAAGCAUCAGCAGACUCUACUAAACCAGUUGAGGGAGAUAACAGGAACCACAGACAUCCAGCUGCUUCAGCAAGCUUUGCAGGUGAGCAGUGGAGACCUGGCUGAGGCUGUAGCCUUUCUGACGGAGAAGAACGCUAAGGUUCCUCAGCAAGAUGAGACGACCUACUACCAGACAUCCCAGGUGGCCAGUGAUAGAUAUAUCAGUGUCGGCAGCCAAGCAGACACAAAUGUCAUUGACCUGACUGGGGAUGACAAAGAUGACCUGCAGAGGGCCAUCGCCCUCAGUCUGGAGGAGUCGAGUCGGGCAUUUAGAGAGACAGGCAUCACUGAUGAGGAGCAGGCCAUUAGCAGAGUGUUGGAGGCCAGCAUUGCAGAGAACAAGGCGAGUCUGAAGCGUACCCACACAGAAGUAUGGAGUGAUUCACCCAACCCACAUGACAGGAAGAGGAUAGAUAACUGCCCAGUGGGGCUGAAAAAUGUUGGCAAUACCUGCUGGUUCAGUGCUGUCAUACAGUCUCUGUUCAACUUGCUGGAGUUCCAGAGGCUGGUGCUCAACUAUUCUCCGCCAGCCAGAGUCCAUGACCUGCCUCGCAACCAGAAGGAGCACAGGAACCUGCCCUUCAUGCAGGAGCUAAGGCACCUCUUCUCACUCAUGGUGGGGUCCAAGAGGAAAUAUGUGGAUCCGUCACGGGCUGUGGAAAUCCUCAAAGAUGCGUUCAAGUCCAGUGAAUCACAACAGCAGGAUGUGAGCGAAUUCACCCACAAGUUGCUGGACUGGUUGGAGGAUGCUUUCCAGAUGAAGGCGGAGGAAGACAGGGAAGAGGAGAAGCCAAAGAACCCCAUGGUGGAGCUUUUCUAUGGUCGCUUCCUUGCUGUGGGUGUCCUGGAAGGUAAAAAGUUUGAAAACACAGAGAUGUUUGGGCAGUACCCGCUACAGGUGAAUGGCUUCAAGGAUCUCCACGAGUGUCUCGAGGCUGCAAUGAUCGAGGGUGAGAUCGAGUCCCUGCACUCGGCAGAGAACUCCGCCAGGUCUGGACAAGAGCACUGGUUCACAGAACUCCCUCCUGUGUUGACCUUUGAACUCUCGAGAUUUGAAUUCAACCAAGCACUAGGGCGACCUGAGAAGAUCCACAACAAGCUUGAGUUCCCCUCUAUGCUCUACAUGGACAGGUACAUGGACAGGAACAGGGAAAUCACUAGGAUCAAGAGGGAGGAGAUAAGGAGGCUGAAAGAGCAUCUGACGCUGCUCCAACAGCGACUGGAGAGGUAUCUGAGUUAUGGUUCCGGCCCCAAGAGGUUUCCUCUGGCAGAUGUCCUCCAGUAUGCCAUGGAGUUUGCUUCCAGUAAGCCUGUGUGCACUUCCCCAGUAGACGACAUUGACUCAUCUGCACCUCCCGGCGGCACAACAGGACAACCGCUGCCCCCGCCAAGCACAGCCGAGCAGGACCCUCUGCCCCCCCUAGAGAGCUCAGGGUCUGCUUCAGCCCCCACCACAGCUCCCACUACAGCCCAGCAACAGAGAGUACCCAUUCAUAAACCCUUUACCCAGUCCCGGCUUCCUCCCGACCUGCCCAUGCACCCUGCUCCGAGGCACAUUACCGAAGAAGAGCUGAGGGUGCUCGAGGGCUGCUUGCAUCGUUGGAGGAGUGAAGUGGAAAAUGACACCCGCGAUCUUCAGGGCAGCAUAACCAGAAUCCACAGAACCAUAGAGCUAAUGUACUCCGACAAAUCUAUGAUGCAGGUGCCGUACCGGCUUCAUGCAGUGCUGGUCCAUGAAGGCCAGGCCAAUGCAGGCCACUACUGGGCUUAUAUCUACGAUCCACAUCAGCGCUGCUGGAUGAAGUACAAUGAUAUCUCUGUUACCAAGUCGUCCUGGGAGGAGCUGGUCAGAGACUCAUUUGGAGGCUAUCGCAACGCCAGUGCCUACUGUCUCAUGUAUAUCAACGACAAGAAGCCCUUUCUUAUAGAAGGUACAUGUGGACUGAAUGUAUCACUAAAGGAGUUUGAUAAGGAAACAGGACAGGUUCUCAGCGGCAUGGACAAACUGCCCCCAGACCUGAAGCAGUAUGUGAAGGAGGACAAUGAGCUCUUUGACAAGGAGGUCGUAGAGUGGGACACCUUGCAGGCCCGCAAGGCCCAGCAGGAAAAGCUGGCGUUAGCCGCAGCUGCAGCCGCCGCCGCUGCUGCUGCUGCUGCUUCGGCAGCAUCCAGCACCUCCACCACUUCCUCCUCCCCUCAGCCCAUGAGUACUGAAUCCACCACUCCAGACAACACAGUUCUCCAGCAGGAGCCAGAGUACAUGGAGCAGCCGUCUCCCACCAAUGACUCCAAGCACCUGCAGGAGGACACGGAGCGAGCCAUCUCCAGAGCUGCUGCCGAACAGGAGGAGAGAAGCCCUGAGGCUUUGUUGAACGCUUCUGUCCCCUCUACCACUUUCCCUCAGCCUGAGAUCCAGGUGAGCAGCCCCUCCUCUCCUCCUCAUGACCUGGUCAUGGAGGAUGGUUCCCCUGGACAGCGCACCGUAGAGGUGGCCAUUCCUCAUGUGGGGACGUUUGUCAUUGAGUCAGAAGAGGGGGGGUAUGAUGAUGAGGCGAUGAUGACCCCCAACAUGCAGGGUGUUAUAAUGGCCAUUGGCAAAUCCAGCAGCGUAUAUGAAAAGAAUGGGCCUGAGGCGGCUUUUUUUAAGGCCAUAAAGCUGGAGUACGCUCGUCUACUGAGGUUUGCCCAAGAGGACACAACACUCGAGAACGACUACCGACUCCAGCACAUCAUUGUCUACUUCAUCCAAAACCAGGCACCCAAGAAGAUUCUGGAGAGGACUCUGCUCACACAGUUUGCCGACAGGAACCUGGCCUUCGAUGACAGAUGUAAGAGCAUUAUGAAUGUGGCACGUGCCAAACUGGACCUAAUUAAACCCGAGGAGGUCAACAUGGAUGAAUAUGAGAUGUGGCAUCAGGACUACAGGAAUUUCCGAGAGACGACCAUCUUCAUGCUGACCGGCUUGGAGUUCUUUCAGAAGACAAAUUACGUGGAGGCUUUGAUGUAUCUGAUUUACUCGUAUCAGUACAACAAGGAGCUCCUGUCCAAGGGGCUAUACAGAGGUCACAACGAGAGGCUCCUCGGUCACUACCGUCGAGAGUGUUUGCUGAAAUUAAACGAACAAGCGGCCGCAAUGUUUGAAUCGGGAGAAGAACCAGAGGUGACCACAGGGCUGGGAAUCAUGAAUGAGCUGGUGGUGCCCUGCAUCCCUCUGCUGCUGUUCCACGACGUGGAGAGAGACCUGCUGGCCGUGGAGGACAUGAGGAACCGCUGGUGCUCGUACCUGGGCCAGGAGAUGGAAUCCAACCUCCAGGAAAAGCUCACCGACUUCCUCCCCAAGUUACUGGACUGCUCGACAGAGAUCAAAAGCUUCCACGACCCCCCCAAGCUGCCCACGUACUCCACUCUGGAGCUGUGCGAACGAUUCAGCCGCAUCAUGGCCGCGGUGGCCAGGACGCCCACAGAGGAGAGAUGAGCUCAGAGGAGACGACGAGACGACGACUCUCCCCCAUUUUCACUGACCCGACCCCCGGGG